Messenger RNA from Neocloeon triangulifer, 3019 nucleotides. RefSeq lists its product as uncharacterized. Bases 312 to 2954 code for a protein of 880 amino acids. Lineage: Eukaryota; Metazoa; Arthropoda; Insecta; Ephemeroptera; Baetidae. The record is from RefSeq and is a predicted model, not a curated record. The transcript is spliced from 27 exons. Gene Ontology annotation, molecular function: odorant binding.
UGGUCGACAUUUUGUGGUUAUGGACCGUCGCGGUAAUACUCACGCACAGGUCCGUCUUUGGGAAGGAGGAAAAGUCUUGUACAAGAAAAUUAGUUGGGAAUUGUUCUUUUUAUAAUUCUGUGAAACAGAGUCUUUUGGAAAGUGCCCUUUCUUCAGACUUCAUCAAUAUAUUUGAAUCUCGAGCAAAACAAUUUUUAUUGUCAAGAGGAAAUGUAGAUGGCUAUAAAAUUCAGGGAAAUGGUCAAAUAUAUUACAAAGGUCAAACCAAGGCAAAUUUUUCUGAUGCAGCUCAAAAUUGCUUGCUCAGAAAAAUGCAACUUCUUGCAUUAGAAUAUUUUGACAAAGAGGUGAACAAUCUGGAUGAGUUUAAAAAAAUAUUUUGGAAUAAUACUUAUUAUACCGGAGUUGGAAAUUUUCUAGCGCUAAGCAACAAUUUCACCGACGUAAUGAGCGAAAAGGUUUUGAAGCAAGAUGAUCAUUAUUACUGGACAAGUGGAACGGUGGCCAAAUCACAAAACAGAGUGACUUGGUGUUCUUCAGGGACGACAUGUAACUACAAUUCAACAAUGGUAAUGAGCAAGACCAGAGCCAAUAAAUGGUGUAUUGCGUUGAAUAAGAAAGAAAAGAAGCUUGUCCACAUUGCCUGUUCAAAGAAAUUGCGAUUUUUCUGCGAAUAUCCUUGCAGCAAAGCCCUGUGCCCAAAAAAUAAAUAUUGCAAAAUAGAUGAGACUCUUUUUAGAAAAUCUGGAAACAACAAACUGUGGAUUUUUGAUGGUUCACAAAGUUUUGGUACGUUUUUAAGAUUGCCUUCAACGACGGAAGAAGAAGGAUAUGUCGUUAUUCUUAAAAGUAGCCGUUUGGUAACUUGGGAUGAAAAUUGGUUGACUUGCUGCUCACUAGGAAUGCAACCAGUGUCUUAUGGUCCCAUUAAUGAAUAUGGAUUAGAUAAUAUCGACUUUUCUGCAGAGCUCGGAGAAUAUUGGACCGGCGGCACUCGUCAAGGAUGCAAUGGACAGUUUUCCUGGUGCUUGUCCGACCAAAAAGAAUGGCUGUACAAAGCCCCGAUAAUCAACUUGAACGACAAUGGUGCCUGCGUUGCGGUGGCGAGAACUUAUUACCCUCGAGAUUUCUUAAUGGAAGGGAAACAAAUUUUUAAAGGCUUGAAUUUAAUAGUCAUGCCUUGCAAAAGUAAAGCAAGGCUUGCCUGUAUCUAUAAGGAAAACCUAAAUGCAGAAAUCAGACUUAAUUUCGGAUACACACAAAAAUCGGCAGAUAGUUCUUCAACAUUAUCUCCUAAAAAUGGAACCAAGAAUCUGAAAAGACCAGACUUUUGGUACAUUGGAAACUACAAUGAUAUCGAUCUCAAAUCAAGGCAAAAUGUUAUGAAGUACGUCUUGCUUAUAAGCAUGGAAUAUCCAAUGGAAUACGUGCUCUUUCAACCAUACAAGCUCGGCCAAUGGACUCAAAUGUGUGGUUCAUAUAUGCUUUUUCCGUCAUUGCCAGUGAAAUCUUGGAGAGAUGCACAUGAUGUUUGUUUGUCAUUUGGAGCAACCUUGCUUUCAAUAGAAACCGCUGACAAGCAAAGUUGUGUUAGUGAUGCAAUGCUUAAAGUUCAAAACAAUGCAACAAAAUAUUGGACUUCUGGCGUUGAAUUUAAUGGUGUGCGCCAGUGGUGCUCAACAAAGCCAGAUUACGUGAUGAGGCCCGAAUUGACCAUGAAACUUGAAAACGCACGUGAAGUGCAAAAUGCUUGUUUCUACGUGCAGGUUAAUAAUUACAACUUUGCCGAAAUCGGUGCCGCAAAUUGCGACGACAAAUAUCACUAUAUCUGCGAAAUUUAUCCUAAAACUGUCAAUGCAAACGGCACGCGAGAUAGCUUAGCACUUAUAGAAGAGUGCAAAGUGAUUAACGGAUUAAAAAAGCGUGAUCUGGAAAAGAUGUUAAAUAUUGACUUUUCCAAAUAUGCAUAUGCGAUGAAGUGUUUCAUCCAUUGCCUCGGUCAAAGAUUGGGAAUUAUAAACGGGCCGUUCAGUAUUAAUAUUGAACUGAUACAAAAAUAUUUAUCAUCUGGAGAUUACUUAGUAAUCGAUAAAAUAUUGGAACAAUCGGAAAGGAACGAUUCAGUCAAAACCUUUCAAGAUACAAUAAAGGAAAUUCUUGGAGAGGAAAAAUUUGAAACAUUUCUUGAGUAUGCAAUGUACGAAGAGGACGAUAAGCAGAAAAUAUCUGAACUGGAAUUCAGAAACUCUCUGAAAGCAAUGAUUGCUAAGUGCAGCAAGGAUGAAAAUGUUUUAAAGGCAAAAGAUGAGUGCUCUUUUGCCCAUCUUGCUACCCUGUGUGUUUCGGAAGGUUCGGAAUUGACGAAAAAUUUCUGGGAAAAGAUUUCGAUUUCGUCCUUAAAUGAAAGCGCAGCCAUGCCUUUGCCUUUAGUUAUGAGUACUGAUAAAAAGUAUGCAACCUCCCACUGCUCUCUCAAGAUACUCGCAGAAUCAACAAUAAAAGGGGAAAAUUGUUUUUUAUUGAAUGAAAAGCUGAACUUGAGUGAUGGAACUAGAUUGGCAUUCAUGAAAUUGAAUAAAAGUACAAAUCUUUGGCUGGAAAACAACUGUGGACGAAUACAUUUUGGUCACCGACCCUACGCUAGCAACAUGCUUGACUUGCAGACCCUCUUUGAAACCUUUCAAGGCUCUGAAAUCGAUAUUCUAUGGGAAGAGACGUUUGUGGACAAGAACGGAACUACUCGCUGGUGCAAGUCACCUGAUUAUCCUGAAGUGCCUCUAAAAAUCGAAGGGGACUCAAGUAUGCCGCAUUUAGUGAUUUCAAAAGCCAAGCCUGAGCCGAAUCUGCACGCGAUCACCCCGGCUGACUUUUUGUUGGAAUAUGAACAAAUAAAUUACGCAGAUAUCUGUGUCCAAGAUGUCAAAGAGAUCCAAUCGUUUUGUAAUGUGGAGUAAACAGAAGAAAAAAAAUUAUCCAUAUAUUAAUGCAAUUCACGUAUAUCUUAUUGAAUUAUUGAUCU